Molecule: messenger RNA, 546 nt
Organism: Mucor mucedo
Lineage: Eukaryota; Fungi; Mucoromycota; Mucoromycetes; Mucorales; Mucoraceae
Exons: 1
Coding region: 126-446 (106 amino acids)
Source: RefSeq, a predicted model, not a curated record
CCUAAGAGAUAUAAGCUUUUAUGUGAUAGUUUGUUUGCCCUUGGUAUGGCAUUUUCUUAAAAAAUUACAUAAAUAGCUGAGCCCUUUAAACUCCUUUUUACUCAUUUUACCAAAAACAAAACAUCAUGAAACUUUUAUACUGGAUAUUUGCCGCUUAUGUUUUUAUACUACCAGUGUUUGCGGUCGCUGAAAACGGCUUGACAUGUGUGGUAACUACAAGGUAUUCGGAUCAAUGCAAUAUAUCAAUCAUGGACGACACCUCUUGUGUAACAUUUGGUGGUGAAUUAAAAAAUUGUAGCUUGGAUCAACAGCUCUGCACUGUGUGCACGUUCGCAGACAUCAACACCAUACAAACACAGUACGCUGUUGAAAGCAUUCAAUCUCUGUGCAUUGGUGUUUAUGGAGGUCAAAUAGGAAACUCCAACGAUUAUCACCCGACAUGUUAAUUUUUUAAAGUCACGCUAAAUAAAAGCUCAAUGCGCAUUUUUCUAUAAACAUAGAUGUCAAAUAAAUAAGACAUACAAAUAGUUUUCUCAUAAACACUUG